AGCCCAACCAUGUACUGUACGUGGAGUAGUUACUAAGAGUGCUCCAUCUCCAUCUCCUCACUCAUCCUCCUCGCCUGGCCAUGGCGCUCGUCUCACUCAAGGCCAGGCUCAACACCCUCCUGGCCAUCAUGUACGCCUCGGGCACGCUGGACAAGCAGUUCCGGCGGCUGCGGUCGAUGGAGGAGGACGGCAGCGCGCCCCCUGGCUUCGUCGCCGACGCCGUCAGCCUCUUCAUUCGCGACGCCGACAGGAUCCUCACCGACAUCGCCGGCCUCAUGAAGCAGCCGGUGGUGGACGUCGACGAGGUGGACGCCCUGGUGCGGCGGCUCCAGGGAAGCUGCAGCAGCAUUGGUGCUAAGAAACUGAAUGUCUCCUGCACGUACUUCCGUCGGUUCUAUGAAGCAAAAUGCAAAGGAUGCCUCUUUGCGCUGGCUGUUUUGAGGAAUGAGUUCUAUGACGUGCGCAACAAGUUUCAGACCAUGAUGCACCUGGAGCAGCAGAUCGAGGCCUGCAGUCCUAAGUUAAGUGACAAUAAUUGAAGCAAGAGCAUAUGUAGAGUGACCCCUGGCAUGAUUGGGUGUAUGCAUCAUUGAAGGCUCUAGACAAUGUUCAACGGUUGUUGGGAUUUGGAGGGCCUUCGCAGGAUCAGACUGGUUCUCGCGGCGGAACUCCGGACUCAUAACCCUUCAAAUGAAACUUCUUGUCAUAUGUUAAUGUAUCUGUCAACUCUAUACCUGUUUAUGUCCAACUAAUGGGCCGCUGUUGGAAGGCCGCUCUAUGUUUAUGUCCAACUAAUGUACUUCUUGUUGUA
Molecule: messenger RNA, 811 nt
Organism: Hordeum vulgare subsp. vulgare (domesticated barley)
Lineage: Eukaryota; Viridiplantae; Streptophyta; Magnoliopsida; Poales; Poaceae
Product: histidine-containing phosphotransfer protein 2-like
Exons: 6
Coding region: 81-539 (152 amino acids)
Biological process (GO): phosphorelay signal transduction system; cytokinin-activated signaling pathway; phosphorylation
Cellular component (GO): nucleus; cytoplasm
Molecular function (GO): histidine phosphotransfer kinase activity; protein histidine kinase binding
Source: RefSeq, a predicted model, not a curated record